Messenger RNA from Ctenocephalides felis (cat flea), 1677 nucleotides. RefSeq lists its product as uncharacterized. Bases 1 to 1677 code for a protein of 558 amino acids. NCBI's taxonomy places the organism in Eukaryota, Metazoa, Arthropoda, Insecta, Siphonaptera, Pulicidae. The record is from RefSeq and is a predicted model, not a curated record. The transcript is spliced from 2 exons.
AUGGACGAAGGUCCGUCAGAGUGCGACGAUGAUGACUCAUUGUCGGAUGGUAGUGAUAAAACAUUAUACGAUUUGGGUUCAAGCAUUGCAAAUGCUAUGAACACAAUUUAUAAUGAUCAGCACUAUGUAUUUCCACAAAAUACACGUACAAUUGCAGUGAAUAGUGAUGCUAAUAAAAUUAUUAACAACAAAAACAAUGAAUUAGUGAGCAAAUCACUUAGUGUUAAAAAAGGUGUUGUCAGUAAAAGCAAAGUUAACAAGAAUGGUAUGUCAGAUAGUGUGAAAAAAGUUAAUUCACAAAUACUGAUAAAUACUAUCAUAAAUCAAGAAAAUACCAAGAUAACAAAUAAUAUAAAUAAUACUAAUACAGAUAAUACAUGUAAAAACUUGAAUGAAAUGAUGGAAAAUGAAACAGUUAUACCUGCUGAAAUAACUAACGAUUCUUCAAACAUAAAUUGCACCAGUGUAAAUGUGAGGAAUAAUAAUAAUUCAACUACAGAAACAAUUCAUGACAUGGAUAUAAGUGAACCAUCAACAUCUUCAGAUAAUCAAAUGCACAGUAAUGUACACAAUGUAAAUGACAAUAAUAUGGUUUUUGCGGACCAUAACAUAUUCAAUCAAUUAUUACAUAAUACUACAGGACCAGAAGAAGAUUUUAACCUAAUUCAAAAACGAAAGUCAAGAAAUAAUGGUGCAAAUAAUACAAAUCAUGUAUCAGAUAUUCAUCAAAACCAAGUUAAAAUGCCACCAAUUAUAAUCAAAAGUACACCACCUAACCGUCACUAUAUAUGGGAACUACAAAAGUUAUGUAAGACUCAAAUGCUAUCUCAAUAUCGAGGUAUUAAUAACUACUUAAUUACAACAACUAGUGAUGAGGAUUACAAUACGGUCUUAAAAAAAUUAAAUGCCGACGAGAUUCAAUAUUUUACUUAUCCAAAAACUGGUAAUACCAAGAAGAAGAUAGUUGCAAAGGUCCACAUAAUAAUACUACAACCCGACCAAGAAUUGAAUGAAAUUAAAUCUCUAAAUCAUAUAAUGGGACACAAGGUAACAUGGGAACGCCUGAUAUACAAUCCACAUCAUGUACCACAAUGUUAUAGAUGCCAAAAGCAUGGACACACUUCACCAUUUUGUAAUAUGAAAUUUCAAUGUGUAAAAUGUACCAAGGAACAUGCUCCUGGAAAAUGUGGAAAAACAGCAGAAGAUAAACCUGAAUGUGUAAAUUGUUUUAAAGACCACCCGGCUAAUUAUAAGCUCUGUGAAACUUUCCAAAGAUAUUGUGCUAGGCGUGGCAUAAACAAUAACAAUAAUAAUAAAGGUAAUUUAAUUCCUGCUCCGGCUCCUCCUCCAUUAACAAAAUCCUUCUCAGAAUCAUUAAACAGAAAUAACUUUCCUAAUCUUCCCAAUACUAAUACGACUACUAAUAUAAUGAAUACGCAAAAUUCAUCUAGACAAACACCUGUAUCUGCCAAAUCUCAUUAUCCUGUUCAAAACUCAGAAACUAACAUUAGUAGCAUAUUUGAAAACAUUAAUGAAAUUCAUGAACUAUUUACAGAUAGCACAGUUGUCAAAACUUUAAAUGUACUACUUAAAUUGUCCAAAGAAAUCAAAAAAUGUAACACAGAUAAAGAAAAACAAUUAUUGGUAUUUCAAUGUUUUAUGUCAUUAUGCAUAUAA